CUCUCUUUUCAGAUGUAUGCAUCGAAUGUCGAAAGACGAAUCGGAGAAACUCAACUCGCCAAGGAACGAAGAGUCUGAAGAAUACGUUAAUGUCGGAAAAGCUCAAUCGGUAUCCAGCAAGAAAUGUCUGUCAUCGACGCAUCUUAGCGAUUUUGACGAGAAAUUGGAAAGAUACAAUUCGGCAAAUUCUCCGAACAACUCUGAACAAACGCAGAAACCUCAAGAGAAACAUACGACGAAUUCCCAAGAAUGUACAAAACAAUCAAAACAAUUAUUGAAACCACACGUCAAAUUAAUUCGCUCGAAAACGACGAAGGGUGACGAAAGUGCUUCUCACAAGUGUGAGGAGUGCGGAAAAAUUCUUUCCACAUCGUAUAAUCUGCUAAUUCAUCAUAACAUUCACGCUGGCGUACGGCCGUACAUUUGUUCCAUUUGCAACAAGAGUUUUCGAUCAGCAUCUGGUCUGAACAGGCACGUGCGCGACGUCCACGACGGCGUUAAAAAUUUCGCCUGCGAUAUUUGCGGCCGUCAUCUUGCCUCGAAAGCAUCGAGAGACGAGCACAGGCGCACUCACUCCAGUGAGAGGCCUCACGUGUGCGAGACUUGCGGCAAAUCCUUCAAGCAGAAGGCGUCCCUGCAUGUGCACCGACUCUAUCAUUCCCAGAUCCUGCCAUAUCAUUGUGUUCUGUGCGACCGUGGUUUCAGAAGAAAACAGGAAUUGGACAAGCACGCGAUUUGGCACUCUGAUCGAAAGCCGUAUGCCUGCGAUAUCUGUGGCGAGCGUUUCCGCAGCAAAGGUUGCAUCACCCGUCAUCAACGCACUCAUACCAAUCAACGCUUGUAUGGUUGCGUAAUCUGCGGCGCCAAAUUUACUCAGGAGCGAUAUCUGAAGAGACACUGUGGCAAUUUACAUACGGCUGUACGCACAUAAAAGACAAGAUGCAGGAUUUAUUUUUGGACGAAUGAAAUUGUGGAACAUUUGCCGAUUGUUAAACUUGAUGCCAUCAAUACACCAGCUAUUAAUCCUUCGAAUACUUUAAAAUUAGAUGAGAAAAAGAAGAACUAAACAAUCCUUUAUCUUACAAAAAAAUCAUUCGUAUUGAUUUCAUUAUAUUUUCUGUAUCGAAUCGAAGGGAGUUUUAUGCAUUAAAGAAAAAAAAAUCACAGA
Messenger RNA from Acromyrmex echinatior (Panamanian leafcutter ant), 1168 nucleotides. RefSeq lists its product as uncharacterized. Gene Ontology annotation, biological process: embryo development; regulation of transcription by RNA polymerase II. Lineage: Eukaryota; Metazoa; Arthropoda; Insecta; Hymenoptera; Formicidae. Gene Ontology annotation, molecular function: DNA-binding transcription repressor activity, RNA polymerase II-specific; RNA polymerase II cis-regulatory region sequence-specific DNA binding; zinc ion binding. Gene Ontology annotation, cellular component: nucleoplasm; nucleus. The record is from RefSeq and is a predicted model, not a curated record.